Messenger RNA from Anopheles gambiae (African malaria mosquito), 6939 nucleotides. RefSeq names its product proton channel OtopLc (gene OtopLc). The record is from RefSeq and is a predicted model, not a curated record. NCBI's taxonomy places the organism in Eukaryota, Metazoa, Arthropoda, Insecta, Diptera, Culicidae. Gene Ontology annotation, biological process: proton transmembrane transport. The transcript is spliced from 9 exons. Bases 751 to 3681 code for a protein of 976 amino acids. Gene Ontology annotation, cellular component: membrane. Gene Ontology annotation, molecular function: proton channel activity.
UUUUUUUUUCGGCUCCGGAAUUCGAUGCACUUGCGGGCCCCGUCCACCGGGGGUUCGCCGUAACGCGCCACCACGACGGACCGCUCAGUAACGCUAGUGCCCGUUGACGCGCGUGACACGGAACGGUUUCUCGGAGCUCGGCCGCCAGUCGCCAGAGGCACCAGCGGCGCCCGAGUGUGCAGUGUGUCUGUUGUUUGUGUGAAAUUGUGUACGCGGGUCGUGCUCGUCGUGCUUCUCUGCAGCAGUAGGGAGGGCCUACCAGUCGUGCAAAAACACCGCCGUCUUCGCUCGUUUACGUGCCUUAGCGGGGCUUUGCCGUGGUUUUCGUCCUCCCGGUCCCCACGGUGCGUGUGUGUGUGUGUGUGUGUGUGUGAGUGUUCCGGCCGGCCCCGUGGGUGGUCCCGUAUGGCCCGCAAUCAACGCCUCGAUCAAACUUUACUCAAGCGAAGAAUCAAGCCCGAAGCGAAUCACGGGAACACUGCCCCAAGUUCAGCAUCCUUAUUUCCCACACGCAGAGAGCGAGGCGAACGCACGGCACCCAGUGUAUCUAGCCUGUGCGCGCUAGAAAGUGAGAGUGAAUUGUCUACAGCACAAACCCCAACGCCCAACGCCCACCCGAAUGCAGCAAAUGUUACGCUAGCAACGUCAAACCGCGCGCGCGUGUGUGUGUGCGUCCGGUACGCCUGGAGGGAUAGGUGUAGACGCGCAAAAAAAAAAUAAAAGAAGCGCACCUAGGACACCGUAAGGAAGAUGGACAGCUCGCCGGACCUGUCACUCAAGCUGCGGCGCGGCUCGAGCGAUUCGCGCGAAUCGUUCUACAUGGACUUUGCCCAGGGCAUCGACUCCGACAUCGAGGACGUGGUGACGAUGGCAUCCGGUGGUGCCGGAGGCCUUCCUUCCCCUUGCACGCUCCCGCCUGCCGCCCCGCUGGUGGCGGAAGUGGUGACGAUACAGCCGGCCGGGUCGGCCGUCCCCAGCCAGACCGGCGUCAUUCUCGAGGAGGAAGAUGCUCUCAUCGAGGAGGAGGAGGAAGAGGAGGAGGAGGAAGAAGAAGAAGAAGAGGAGCAGGAGAAGAACAAGCGGGAAAACGGGGAGCAGCCCCAACCGGCCACGGCUGUAGACGAGGAGCAGCUGGGGGAGCAGGACGCGGGCGACAGUGGAGAGUACGAGCUGCCACCACCGAUGUCCUCCUUUCCUUCGCCCAUCCACAGUCCGGCCAGUUUGCUGCCGCCCCUGUCCGUGCUCAACAUCGACAUUGAAAGGGAUGCUGGUCUGUCGCUGCAACCCAUCAUGCCAUCGCCCUCGGUGUCCCAGAACGCGAUCGUUUCGCCGGAAACGUUCAGCACCCACACCUCGCCCGCACCUUCCCUGCACAAACUGCACACUGGGCGGCCGACCAGCCCACGGCAUCCAGCCACCCCGCCGCUAGUGCAUCCGCCGGCCGUACUGACGGCCGGCGCGGACUAUCCUUCCCUGUCCUCGGUCCACCAGGAGCACGGUACCACCGAUGGGGACGGUUCGCGCAACGGCUCCUCGUUGGGCAUGCAAAGCAAAACCCAGCUCGGGUCGUCCUCCACCUCCUCCUCCACCGCGAUCCAGUCCCGCCCACUCCACACACCUACUGCAAGUGCCAAAGCGAUCGAUAUGGUAGCGGCGGGGUGCCCACCUCCAGCAGCCACCUCGGCACUGCUCGUUACGCUGCCGCUCGCCGGGCCAGUGUCGGGGGCGGGGGGCGAGUCGGUGCUCUCCGCAAGCAACCGGUCACCCCAUCAACUCUCCCAGCAGUCGCUCGCGACGCCGGGCAGUGGAGCCGCCAGCCAGACCACCACCACGCAUCAGCACUUGUCCGUACUGUACCACUCCCACCAUCAUCAUCUCCAUCCGAUACUGACGACGAAUCGGCGUCCGUCGCGCCUGCCCGAACCGGUCUACUAUCCCACGCCGCGCGAAGUGAAACCCGGUGAAGCCCUCGCGACGACCCUGUCGGCCCUGUAUGGUAAGCUGCUCGUGGUGAUGGGUAUCGCAUUCCCGAUGGCGGAAGUUAUCUCCACCUACAUUCCACCUUCCUUCUAUGAGGGCUUCUAUUUAUACCUGUACAUCGGCAGCAUGGUGUUCCUGCUCUUCAUGUACACAACACUGCUCUGGGGAAAGCCUAAAAUGCCACCCGUCUCACCGAUCAAGAAGCAAACGCUUGCCAGCACGAAGAAGGUAAUGCACCGUACCAGCACGACCUGCUCGACGGACAGCGGCGAACAGUCGGACAGUGAGGACGAAACCAUCAGCUCCAGCCCGAAGGUGCCGGUGCAGGCGCGCCGGAUGUCACUGUCGGCCGGUGCCGCCUCACGGUUGCAGCACUUUGGCAGCUUCUAUCUGCGCAUGGGUGCGGUCGCGUUCGGCAUCGGCAGCAUGAUCUACUCCGGAUUGGAAUUCGGGCAAUACUUUGAGCUGGAGCGCAACACCAAGUGCCACAACGUGCUGCUCGCACUGACGCCGGCCACCCGGAUGGCCUUCAUCUUCAUACAGAUGUAUUUUAUUUUUCUAAACAACGAGCAAAUCAAGGUGUACCGGCACAAGAUCGUGGCGCGGUUCGGGCUGAUGCACAUGAUCGGCACCAACCUGUCCGUUUGGUUCUCAGUGCUGAUACAGGAGACGAAGCACGAGAUCUUGACGUUCUACAAUCCGGAAAACCGCACGUUGCGCAUUUCCCACCGGCUGGGCAACAAGAUGAUGCCCCACCCGGUGGAAACCGUCGCCCAUCUGCGGGUGGCCCGCGGGCUCAAGGGCCCGCACAACAUCUUCGAGUGCCGGCGGUCGAACAUCAUCGGCACGCUGGUGCAGGACGCGUCCCCGUUUCUGUUUCCCUGCACCAUCGAGUACUCGCUGAUCUGUGCCGCCAUCCUGUACGUGAUGUGGCGCAGCAUCAGCCGGCCGCAGAACGAGCAGCCGCAGCGCCAGGAAAGCCUGCACCCGCUCAAACGCUCCCCCCACCACUACUCGGUCGACUGUGCCGGCGCUCACAAGGGCCUGUUCAUCGGCAUCCUCAUCCUGGUGCUGACCAUCAUCUCGCUCAUCCUGUUCUUCGUGCUGAUUUCGCGCCCCGAGUUCGUCAGCCUCGCCGUGACGGAGGUGAACAUCUGCGAGCUGACGCUGUACGGCACGACGACGGCCGCCACGCUGAUCGGCAUGUUUCAGGUGCGCCACAUGCAGUACGACGCGUUCCGCAGCUUCAGCCUGGACGACAUCCUGCUCGUCGGGGGCCAGACCGGCUCGUUCCUUUACAGCACGUUCACCGUGAUCGGGGGCCACUUUACGAUGCGGCGCGACACGGUGCUGGUGCUGAUCACGGCCCUCGCCUCGCUGGUCGAGACCGCCUGCCAGACGAUGUUCAUACUGGACGCGAGCCGCCGGUCCGCCGCCACCCAGGAGCACAUCCGCAAGAAGCCGGGCCGCGAGAUCGUCACCUUUCUGCUGGUGAGCAAUCUGGCGAUGUGGGCGAUCAACACGCUCGAGAAGAGCCGGGCCGAGUCGCACCCGAUCCAGCUGCACUUUUACGGGCUGUGGGCGUGGACGAUCAUCACGCACGUGUCGAUGCCGCUCGCGAUCUUCUACCGGUUCCACAGCACCGUCUGCCUGUGCGAGAUCUGGAAGCGGGCGUACAAGAUGAAGCCGGCGUACAUGUAGGGUCGCUCGAGCGCCUGGCCCUGCCCGGCACGCGUGCCGCGGCUCUGCGCCAGGCGUCCGGACGGCCCGCCCGGUGGCGGGGAGCCGGCAGCCGGGCCCGGUGCUGAGGUGCCGCCGUCCACCACGGCCAAGGUGCGGCUGGAGCAGCCCGCCCCGAUCGAUCUGCACGCGUACCUACGCGCCUAGAGCAGCAGCAGCGGCCAAAACAGACCAUCCGGAGGGGGUGACUCGAUUUUACAAGCAGCCAUUGCAUUACAUUCAAUCGUGCAUUUUGUAAUCCGCUUACUUCAUACUCACGCGUAAUGGGGAGGGUUUUUUUCCUCGCGAAUAAUUAAACAAAAAACAUAACUAGGACCAUGCUGAAACGUGGCGAUCAUUGUGCAGCGCUGCACAAGCACAAUCUUUUUUAAAGCCCACGCACCUCAGCAGGACUUUGCUUUGCUAUUUUAAUGCAUUUGAACGAUCAGCGCUUGGAGCUCGGUCGUUGCUCUGAACAAGGAUUGAAAGGAGGACAGUGACGCGGAGUACGCACACAGUGUACUGCCGACAUACUAGAGCACACACCCCACCGAUGUUUCUUCAAAGACAAAAAGCAACGAACAAAUAGCAACCAACCAAAGUACGUGUGUCGAACCGCGUGCCCUAACGUGCCAUCGAUCGAGACCAGUUUUUUGAAGUUCAGCAAGUUGAACGCUCAGGAAGAGAGUGGUUUUAUAGUGCCAUUUUUUAGAGACAUUUUUUCCACACCACACACACACCCACACCCACAUACAACAUUUUGGAAGGAGCAUUUUUUAUACUAGCGACGAAUAGUUGGGGCGGGAAUUUUUGGAAAACACCCUAAUGGGUCAUUUUGGGGAAUCGGGUCUAUGCCGAGAAGCGUUCAUACCUUCUCAUCUCGAACUUUUGAUUUGUGUGUGUGUGUGUGUGUGUGUGUGUGUGUGUCUGUUGGAAGAGCUAUUAAACGGAAGAAGGUGUAUGUUGAAACAAAAACAUUAACAAAAAAACUAACAAAGAAAACAUAUUCAACCAAAAACUCAAACAAAAACUACCACGUCACAUCCAUGCUCUAAAGCCGUCUAUAUAAAUGUAUUUGUAGUGCCAAACGAAAUCGCAUAUUGUCCAACACGUAACACAGAAAGCGCGUACUCAAACUCAGUGUCAAAACAACAACAACAACAACCACAACAAAAUCAAAAAAGCAAAUCGUGAGAAAUAAUCAACUAUAUUAUACAUUUAAAAAAAACGAUUAAAGUAUCCGUGCGUCCGUGGAUGUAUUAUUAUGUAAGCGCGGUGUAACUAUGGUAACUUCCAGCCAAGGCGAUACAGAUUUUGCGCGAGGACGUUUUUUACUAAAUAAUAAGAGCGUAACGACACGAAAACAACUUUUUACCGUUUUUUUAUUUAUACACAAAAUCAAGGUAUUUACAUAGGUCAGGUUUUACAAGAUUAAAUUGUUGCGAUAGAAAGAGAGAGAGAGAGAGAGAGAGAGAGAGAGAAAGCGAGAAGGAGGGAGAGAAAUUGUUUUUGAUUUUUAGUGGUUUUUUAGUGUUUUCUUUUACUCUGCGCUUAGCCGUAAGCGACGAACCGUAGUACCAACAGUAGCGGUAGGAAAAUUAAAUGCCACCAUCCGCCGGCGAUUAAUAAUCGAUUGCAAAUUUCUCUCCAACAAUAAAAUUUAAAAUAAAAAAAAAAACGAAUACGGCCACAGUAGCACCGAUCGCAAAUCGACCGGUUAGUUGCGUGUUCCCGCGACAGUAGCUUAGGAAUAGGCUGGCAACUAAACGAGACGGUGCACGAUUUUAGUCGCGUGUUUCGUGUAUGGACGUGUUAUAGUGCAAAAUCGACGUAAAAAAAGAUAUAGCUACACACACACAUGUGUCGUCUCCGCGCUGACUCGGAAAAUGCUGACAUUUUUGCGAGCUGAGAUCAUCGUGAGGGAAAACCCGCUCCCCGUCUCGGGGGGGGGGGGGGCAGAUGAUCGUGUCUUCGUUCUGGUCGGAGCGUUCGCGUGGAUUAUUAGAUCAUAUUCCUUCUUUAGGUUCUAUUUCUCGAGCAAGAUUGAAAGGAAAAGUGCAAUCCUUUGUGUUGCUAGUGGUGCGUAGCUGUAGUCGGAUUGUAAACCAACAAAGAAAAAAAAACAAAAAAAAAACAAAAAUCGCCACGAAAACCAAACGCUUAUUUAAGUACGUGUAGAGAGAGAGAGAGCAUUCUGAUCAAAGUACAUAAUCUCUUCUCGCGCUGCAUGCAAACAUCGUGUCCGGUACGCGUGUCUCUUCUACUAGCCAUUUUUUAAACACUAUUACUCGUUGUCACAACACGGUCUACCCUCCAGACUGGGGCCGUCCUUACUGCUGUUUACACUCUUCUUUUGCUCGUUUGCUGCUAAACCGGCAACCCCGUAUCUAGCCGUCGUACUGUUCUGCUCCAUAUCGCUCAUGCUAUUCUAUCUGUCAUAACGUCAUUUUACCCGAUGUUUGUAUACCAAACCUAUCCUGACAACAGCAACAACAACAAAACAAGCUAAAAUCAAAGACUCUACCGUGUAGCUGGUAAGAUUAACGUGUAAGAAACCCUGGAAAGAUGUUAACGUGUUUUAUUGGUUGCGUUUUUGAGUCUGGAAAAUUUAUUGCAAUUCCCGAUCCCUCGCAGGAGAAGGGUAGGAAGUUUUAUUGGUGAAGGAUAGAGAGCGGGAAGGGGGGGGGGGGAUAUGCGGUGGGAUUGGAGUUGCUGUAUUUGUGGAUUGGUUAGAUCGUUCCGUUUGAUUGACCAGCUGUUCGUUAGAUAUUCGCGUUUUGGUUUUCCAUUUGCGGGAUGAUGGAAAUCACUAAGUUGUGCCAAUUAUUGUACAUGUAAACAAAUUCACACACACACACACAUACACAAACACACAUACACACACAGAUACACAGUGUAAUGUAAAGUUGAGUUUGCUUGGGGAAAGAAAUUGCGCGGCAGUCAGUCAGAAUUGGGCGUUUCGUGUGGGGUGGGUCAAUUAGGCUUCAAUGUUCUUUUAUAUCUAUGUACUGCGUAUGUUAUUGGGCUUAUCUUAAGAAGAAGAAGAAAAAAAACCGGGGGACAAACGAAAAUACGAACGAUGCGAUGUUCUGUAGAAAAUAUUACCGAAUCAAAAACCAAAAGAUCAACACACACAAAAAACGCUGAAGAAGUUAUUAAAAAUCGUAAUACACUCCAAUUCAACGUCGACCAUUUGGAUUUACAAAUAAACUGAACAAAAAAAACUUAUCGUAAUGAAAA